Molecule: messenger RNA, 2577 nt
Organism: Eupeodes corollae
Lineage: Eukaryota; Metazoa; Arthropoda; Insecta; Diptera; Syrphidae
Product: glycerophosphocholine phosphodiesterase GPCPD1-like
Exons: 1
Coding region: 498-2483 (661 amino acids)
Biological process (GO): glycerophospholipid catabolic process
Molecular function (GO): starch binding; glycerophosphocholine phosphodiesterase activity
Source: RefSeq, a predicted model, not a curated record
GCUGAGCAUAAUCUCGAGACCAUAUUUUUAUUUAUUUAAUUUGUUUUGUUUUGUUUUUUAACACCGGACUGUAUAUUUCACGGUGUUCUCGAUUUGGAUCACUUGUUAUCGAAAUAGAAAAAUAGCAAACAAAUAAAUAUAAAAAUGGCAAUCAAUUAUUACAAAAAGGUAUCAAAAGAGUUUUUGUGUGAAUACAAAUAAACAUAAAUCUUAAUUUUUUAUAAACAAAAAGUAUAUGUGCGCAUAGACCAGUGAUUUAUAGCCUUCAGGGUAUACCUAUUUAUACUUUCUAUAGUACAAUAGCAAUAAAGUCUUGUCAAAAGUCUUAAAUAAACAAAAGCUCAAGCAAACAAUAUGUCCAACGGUAACUGAUUCGAUUUGAAAUUUAAUCAAAAAACGAUAAGAGAGUACCUUAGAAUAAAAUAAACAAAACGUAUAAAAGUUCCAAACUAUUUAUUCACUCAACACAGUAUUUUAAAACCUUCAGAAGUCUCAAAAUGGCAACAAAUACGGUUCUUGUUGUUGUCAUUGUGGCAGCUAUGGUGGCAAGUUCGAAAGGAUUCCGUUCGGAUUCGGAUUAUUCGAAGAUGUACAAUCGAAUUCCUGGAUGGCGGCCAGUUCCGAAAUUGCAGUGGAAUUUCAGCGUAGAGCUUGAUCAGCCUCUGAAGCCGAACGAGAAAAUUGGUAUAACUGGUGAUGCGGACUUCCUUGGCACGUGGGCACCCGGUAAAGCUCUCAUUCUGAAUAGGACAGACUUAGCAACGAGAUGGUCGGGCAGUAUUCGGUUUCCGGCGAAUUCGACUGUGAACUAUCGGUAUUUCAUAGGAGUGGUGGAUUCGAUUGGCGGAGUGCAGAUUCGUAAAUGGGAAACACAUUUGAAUGGCCGGGCUCUGAAGUUGGGAGCUGACAACAUCGUAACCUCAGACCGAUUUGGUUUUGUCGACGAGCGUCGGGAAGUCAACCGAGGCUGGCUGAACAGUGGGCACAUUUUGCAGUUCAAACUCUUUCGGAAUCCCAUCCAGCUAAACGGUUUGAAUGUGGAUCGAAGAAUUUUCGUGAAGGUAACCCCUGUGGAUUACGAUUGGAGUGCAAAGGAAAAGCUUCUCACGCCCAUUGUGGCCUCGGGAAGGGCAAAUAUCGAAUUCGUUCGUAUGCAAUAUGGAAACAGCAAAAUUCGUGAUCAACCGGAAUAUGGUGUUCCCUUUGAGAUCGAUGAUAUCUUGAUUUUCCACAUUACAACCAAUGAUUUGAAGAAUGUUGCCUACAAGUUCACUCUGUAUGUGCAAGAUGAAAGGAAGCCCGAAAUGAUCCACACUCUCGGUUAUCAGUAUUUGUAUCCGGAGGCAAUCGACGGUACCGAUGGCAGCACUGAGCUGGUCCUUAUGUCUGCUAAUUGGCUAAGUUCGAUAGGGACCAUCAAGAUUGGUUAUUUAUUGAUUAAGCCCCUGUCUACGAAUGAGGUGAAUUUUAAGACGACAUUUGCACACUACUGGCGAAAAAAUUGGACAGCACUGGAUGCAGGUCAUCGAGGGUUGGGAAAGAGUCUUAAACUUGCCGCAGAAGCGGCUCCAAUCACAGAAAACACUGUAGCUGCUAUGAAGGAAGCAGGUCUUCAGGGUGCUGAUAUUGUCGAAUUUGACGUCCAGCUAACCAGUGAUCUUCUUCCCAUCAUCUAUCACGACUUCUUUGUGUAUGUCUGCAUGAAUGCCAAGACGCCAACGAGUAAGGACGACCUGACUCAGGUGCUGAUAAAGGAUCUAACUUACGAGCAACUUAAAGCACUCAAGACCUAUCAGGUAAUCGAUUCGAAGAUAAUCGAAUAUCCCGCUCACAACCUCGAGCCUCGAGAGGAUUACCGUUUGUUUCCGCUUUUCGAAGAUUUUCUCACCAAAAUCGAUCCUACGAUUGGAUUCGAUAUCGAAAUAAAAUGGCCGCAGCUCCGUUCGAGUGGGAAAUACGAAAGCAUUCAAACCAUUGACAAGAAUCUCUACGUUGAUCGAAUUCUCGAUGUGAUGCUGCGCAAGGGUUGUGGUCGUUUAAGUUUCUUCACCAGCUUCGAUGCCGAUGUGUGCACCCUGUUGCACUUCAAACAAAAUAUGUACCCAGUGAUGUUCUUGGGACCAAGUACGACGAACGCCUACGUUGACCCACGUUCGGAUAACCUAAAACAAACCAUCAACAAUGCCAAGGCAAUGGGAUUGUUUGGAGUUGUUCCACAUUCUUCGAAUUUCGUCAAAGAUGGCAGCCUAGUGAAAUUGGCAACCGAUUUGGAUCUGAAAGUUUUCAUUUGGGGCGAUGACAGUAGCAGUACGGAGAUGGUGGAUUAUUUCAAGAGUUUGGGACCAACUGGUGUGGUUUAUGAUCGAAUUGAUCUAUGGGUACCUGAGGGAAAGGCAAAUGUUUUCGGUCAAGAGGAAGAUUUGCCGGAAUUCUUUAAGAAACAGUGUUCAUAUAGAAAUGCCACUGAGGCUAUUAGUAUAUAGGAUUAUGUUUGUCGAUAUUGUAUAGGUUUAUUUUUAAGUGUUGAUGUUUAUGUUUGAAUAAUAAAUAAGAAAAUCGAAAUAAUUUGGAAAAGAA